Messenger RNA from Parnassius apollo (apollo), 606 nucleotides. NCBI's taxonomy places the organism in Eukaryota, Metazoa, Arthropoda, Insecta, Lepidoptera, Papilionidae. The record is from the annotation of a GenBank genome assembly.
AUGACUGAAUUAAGUAAAUCUAUCACUUAUGCAAGGUCAUCGACAAUUUCAGAAACAAAUGAACUGAGAUCCAAUUUAUCCGAUAUAUCUUCAUCAGAGGGUUCGUCCAGAUCAUAUAGUCCUCUGCCAGAUCUUACUAUAGAAAGGACUACUGACGAUACUACCUUCAAAACAAGUUCAAAUAAUACUAGUGCAUUAAACGAAGGUGCUAUGAGCCCCGAUCUCAAUGAAAGCGAAUCAUCAGACUUGGAUUUCGAAUUACAACCGUUAUUUAAAAUAAAUCAGUCGGAAAGAAACAAUCAAGACUCAAACAGUUCAAAUUUCACUGUGGUGGUCACUGAUGAUUCAGGUGAAAUCGAAACUACGCGAAGAGAUAAAUGUGAUGUCGCCACCGUCAUGGCGUUCGCCGCUUUCGAUUCCGCCGCUAAAAAGGGUCAUAAAGCAGACUUAGCGAAGAAAUUGACGACCUCCAAGUUUUCUGCGCUUACUGAUGAAACUACUGACGUAUCGACUAUUAAGACAGAUUGUAUAGUUGUUCGCUAUUCUGACAAUGAUGCUCAAAAAAUCUGCAGCGUGUUCUGGGAACUGUAUAAGAUUUUUAAAUAG